ACUGUAACGUUCGCUGUACUAUAUUAUAUACUUAAAAAAGCAGCUUUGCUUUCAUUUGCUUCAGAUUUUCAGGCGAGUUCUAAGAUUUCUCACCACCACCACCUGACCAACUUGAUCUUGGCUUCUCCGCCGUGCCUGAAAAUUUUCUUGCUGGCCCUUUUCUGUAUUAUAGGCCGCUAAGCUUCCAUUUCUAGUGAUCUUGUUUUCUCUUUGACUAUUUUCAGUUUUGAAGUUUUCCGGUGGUGAAAUUGUAUGAUCAUUACCUGAAGAAGCUGAGGAUUUGGGGGGUCUGAUUGCAUUAUAGGGCUGAUUUUUUACUUGAAUCUUGUGACAUAUAUUUUUCCAAGUUUGAAAAUUUGUGGGAUAGUAAUGAAACAAAGCCCCUGUUUAGUUUCAUUGAGGAACGAGGUGUGGGGAUUGACUUCAGAUGAUACUUACGAAUUGGGUUCCGUGAGAAAAUUAAGAAAUUUUUCUGGGAAUUUCUGGAAGCAUUAUUGAUGAACAGUUUGCAACUGGGAGUAUUUGAUUCGUGAAAAAUUAGUUUAUGUGUUUCCGAAGAGAAGAAAAUUCGAAAAAGAAGUUCAAUUCAGGUGCAGAUAUUAGUCUAUGAAUUUUGCUACAAUGAAGGUUGCUUCCAAUGGAUAUAUGGCCAAUCCUGGAGAAGGAGGGAAAAUUUUGAUUAAUUCAGAGUUAUGGCAUGCUUGUGCGGGCCCAUUGGUUUCUUUGCCUCCUGUGGGAAGUCUUGUGGUCUAUUUUCCUCAAGGUCAUAGUGAACAAGUGGCAGCAUCAAUGCAAAAGGAAGCCGAUAGCAUCCCAAGUUAUCCAAACCUUCCGUCAAAGUUGAUCUGUAGGCUGCAUAGUGUCACCUUACAUGCUGAUACUGAAACUGAUGAAGUCUAUGCUCAGAUGACUCUUCAACCUGUGAGCAAUUACGACCAGGAAGCAUUACUUUUAUCUGAGAUGGGACUUAAGCAAAGCAGACAACCUUCUGAGUUCUUCUGCAAAACUCUUACAGCAAGUGAUACAAGUACACAUGGCGGUUUCUCUGUACCUCGUCGUGCAGCUGAGAAGAUCUUUCCACUUCUGGAUUUUUCGAUGCAACCUCCUUCUCAGGAGCUAGUGGCUAAAGAUUUGCAUAACCAAUCAUGGACAUUCAGACAUAUUUAUAGGGGUCAACCAAAAAGGCACCUGUUGACAACCGGAUGGAGUGUAUUUGUUAGCUCUAAAAGACUUGCAGCGGGCGAUUCCGUCCUCUUUAUAAGAGAUGAAAAGUCACAGCUUUUCUUGGGUAUAAGACACGCCACGAGACAGCAGCCUGCGAUCUCCUCGUCUGUAAUAUCUAGUGAUAGCAUGCACAUAGGAAUUCUUGCAGCUGCAGCUCAUGCGGCUGCAAACAAUAGCCCAUUUACAAUAUUCUACAACCCAAGGGCUAGCCCUUCUGAAUUUGUGAUUCCUCUAGCGAAGUAUAACAAAGCAAUGUAUACCCAAGUUUCAUUAGGCAUGCGUUUCAGGAUGAUGUUUGAGACCGAGGAAUCCGGAGUCCGAAGGUACAUGGGGACCAUAACUGGUAUUGGUGAUUUGGAUCCAGUGCGAUGGAAAAAUUCACAGUGGCGUAAUCUUCAGGUUGGAUGGGAUGAAUCUACUGCUGGGGAACGUCCUAGUCGAGUAUCAAUUUGGGAAAUCGAACCUGUUGUAACUCCCUUCUAUAUUUGUCCGCCACCAUUUUUCAGACCCAAGUUUUCGAAACAACCAGGUUUCCCAGAUGAUGAUGCAGAUAUAGAGAAUAUUUUCAAGAGAGGCAUGCCCUGGAUUGCGGAUGAGUUUGGUUUAAAAGACACCUCGAGCUCAAUAUUCCCUGGACUGAGUUUAGUCCAGUGGAUGAACAUGCAGCAGAAUCAGCAGUUCUCAGCUAAUCAAUCAGGACUUUUCCCGAACAUGGUGUCUUCAGCUAACCUACAUGGUAACCUUGGAACCGAUGACCGCUCCAAGCUGUUGAACUUCCAAUCCCCAGCAUUCGCUUCACAAAAUCUCCAAUUCAGCAAAAUCAAUCAACAAAAUCAACAAGUUGGACAAAUUCAGCAGCAGCCUUCUUCUGGUUGGCCCCAACAGCAGCCGCUGCAGCAAAUUUUACCGUCUUCUGUAAACCCUGUAAAUAAUGGUGUAGCCCCUAACCAGAUUCCAAAUCAAAAUUCACAGCAAACAGCAAUGUACUCCCAACAACUUCAGCAACAACAGUUACUAACAGGCAAUACACAAAUGCAGCAAAAUGUUCCCUUGGCUAACAAAAUAACACUUCCCAUGACAUCUUUACCUCAGGACAUGCAGUUUCAGCAACAAAUUGAACAGCCAUCUAGCCUCUUGCAGAGGCCCCAGCAACAGCAGACACAAAUGCAACAAACUCAGCCACAGUUUCUGCAGCCGGUCUCAACACAGAAGCCACAAGUGCAACAGACAUCACAACCAAGUCUUUCUGAACAUCAGCUGCAAAUGCAGAUUCUCCAGAAACUCCAGCAGCAACAGCAACAGAUGUCAUCCCCUUUAAGUUCUUUUUGGGAGCCUUCGUUUCCCCAACAACAGCAGGCUCUUCAACAAAACCAGCUACCUCAGCAAUUGAGCAGCACCGGCUUUACAGCAUCAACACUUCUGCAAUCACCACAAUUUCCCGUCAACCAACUCUAUGGCCAGCAAAAGUCUACUUCCACAGUCAAAUCACAUCCUGAACCUGCUGAUGGGGCCAUCGCAUCAUGUUCAACCUCGCCUUGUACAAAUAAUAUGCAAGUUUCACCGCUGAACUUUCUGAACAGAAAUCAACCUGGGUCAUCAACAUUACUGGAUAAUUCCGUUGUUCAUCCUGUUCCUAAUUUAGUUCCAGAGACACGUAGCAAGUCUGAUGUCCAAGUAAAAAAUGAAUUACCCAGUUAUAGAGGAUCAGAGCAGCCUAAAUACAGCAGUACGGCUAAUGAUCACUUGGAUGCAGCUUCAUCUGAAACAUCAUAUUGCUUGGAUGCUAGUGGGCAGCAGAACUUUUCACUUACCGGCUUGGAUGGUGACAUUCAAUCCCAUCCCCGGAGCAGUCUUACUUUCACGGCCAAUAUUGAUGGAUUGACUCCUGAUGCUUUGUUGUCAAGGGGCUGUGAUUCCGGAAAGGAUAUCCAAAACUUGCUCUCUAAUUACAAUGGUAAUCCAAGGGAUAUUGAGACAGAAUUUUCCUCAGCUGGAAUCAAUUCUCAAACAUUUGGGGUGCCAAAUAUGUCAUUUAAUGCCGGUUGUUCAAAUGAUGUUGCAAUCAAUGAGGCUGGUGUUUUAAAUAGUGGGUUGCGGACAAACCAGACUCAGUGCUCGCGAACAUACACAAAGGUUCAAAAACGUGGCUCUGUUGGUAGAACUAUUGAUGUCACUCGUUACAAGGGGUAUGAUGAACUUAGGCAUGAUCUGGCCCGUAUGUUUGGCAUCAAGGGACUACUCGAAGAUCCGCAAAGAUCUGAAUGGAAACUUGUCUAUGUAGACCAUGAAAACGACAUAUUACUUGUUGGUGAUGACCCUUGGGAGGAGUUUGUGAGCUGCGUCCAGAGUAUCAAGAUACUGUCUUCUGCCGAGGUACAACAAAUGAGUUUAGAUGGAGAUUUAGCUCCACCUCCUGCCCCAAACCAAGCAUUCAGUGGAACAGACAGUGGUAAUGCAUGGAGAGGACAGUAUGACGACAAUUCUGCCAACUCUUUUAAUCGGUAAAAGCAUUUUAAAUUCACAAACCAACGUGUUCUGCAUAAAAUGGCCUGAUGGACUGCAAUACUGAGCACCUUUAAAGAUAGGUAACAGGACUCCUUCAGAAGGCUCUGGUUGAUCACAGGCCAGCGUAAUCCAGAUUUG
Molecule: messenger RNA, 3867 nt
Organism: Olea europaea var. sylvestris
Lineage: Eukaryota; Viridiplantae; Streptophyta; Magnoliopsida; Lamiales; Oleaceae
Product: auxin response factor 19-like
Exons: 14
Coding region: 607-3729 (1040 amino acids)
Biological process (GO): regulation of DNA-templated transcription; response to hormone
Cellular component (GO): nucleus
Molecular function (GO): protein binding; DNA binding
Source: RefSeq, a predicted model, not a curated record